Molecule: messenger RNA, 1137 nt
Organism: Phaedon cochleariae (mustard beetle)
Lineage: Eukaryota; Metazoa; Arthropoda; Insecta; Coleoptera; Chrysomelidae
Source: the annotation of a GenBank genome assembly
AUGGAAAUGCACCCGAGACUAUAUAAACAUAUCAACAAAGUUUUAUCUGUGUGUAGUAUUUCCACAUGCAUCAAUGAGAUUUGCGUUUCAUAGGAAUCAAUCAAGAUCAACAGUAUGAUCGGUUCUAAGGUGUCGAAAUUCGUUGUGAGGAUGUGCUCAACGGCAGCAGAGGAUCUCAGAAUCGCUAAUGUUCUUUCUGACAUUCCCACCAAGGAGCAUAAAAUCGAUGUCGAUGGCCAAACUCUGCAUUACAUAAAAGUAGGAAAAGGGCCCAAACAUAUUCUGUGCCUACCAGGGAUGGUAGGGACCAUUUGGAGCGAUUUCAAACCACAGAUCGAUAGAUUGGAUAGGAGCAAAUUCACAGUGGUAGCUUGGGACCCCCCUGGGUAUGGGGAAAGUCGACCAAAAGAUAAGCAACUCGACCCAGAUUUCUAUGACGUUGAUGCCACCUAUGCUAAAAAACUAAUGGAGGUACUAGGAAUCCCCAAAUAUUCGUUACUUGGUUGGAGCGAUGGAGGAGUAACUGGUUUAUUUUUGGCUGCAAAAUACCCAAUGAAUGUGGAGAAAAUGGUAGUGUGGGGUACCGGUACAUAUAUUUCCCCAUUUGAAUACAAAUUCAUCGACAGUAUUAAAGACCUUAGUACAUGGUCACCAGAAAUGUUGGAACCUCUGAUUGAAAUAUACACGAAACAAGGGCUCGAGGAUAUAAUGAAGAGAUACAGCGAUGCCUUGAAAAUGAUGUACGAAAGAGGAGGGGACAUAUGCAGUGACCUUCUGCAGGAAAUCCAUUGCCCCACUUUCAUCCUCCAUGGGGACAAGGACCCCCUACUAGCCUUGCAUCAGCCUAUGAAUUUGCUCAAUAACAUCAAGGGAUCCAAUGCAGAAACAAGAGAGGAAAGAAAUAACGAUAUGGAGUUCAAAGCACAUAUCGCAAAACUAGAAGGAGCAUCAAAUUGGACAAAAUGGAGAAGACAGAUUGAGCUUUUGCUGAGACAUCAUGAAGUUCUCGAAGUUACAACUGGAGAGAUUCAAUCUCCAGGUGAUCCAGGUGAUAUUGCUACACCAGAAGCUAUCAUUCAGUUCAAUGCAGAUUUGAAACGUUUCAAGAAACUAGAUGCAUUAGCUCAGCUGAUUUAA